Electrophorus electricus (electric eel) is the source of this 2538-nucleotide messenger RNA. RefSeq names its product tyrosine 3-monooxygenase/tryptophan 5-monooxygenase activation protein, theta polypeptide b (gene ywhaqb). NCBI's taxonomy places the organism in Eukaryota, Metazoa, Chordata, Actinopteri, Gymnotiformes, Gymnotidae. The record is from RefSeq and is a predicted model, not a curated record.
GACAAUAUUUUGAACAAUAGCGAGUAAAAGGGUGGGAAUCUUGGUCUUGAUUGGGGAAGAUGUUAGGUAUCGCGACGUCCUACAGUAGCAUUUUCGGUUGAUGCUGACUUGCAUUUUUUUUUUAAUCCAUCCAGGUCUGAAAAGGAUCAAUCCGGUGGUGCCGAUAUCAUCACUUCCGAGCUCCUUUGAAGACUAAGGAGGAACUCUGUCCACUCCCAUCAUUUGAUUAAUCAACUGUUAGAUUACUUUGACGCUCCCAAGCGUUUGUUAGGCUUUUGUGGCCCAAAGACUUCUGUUGCAAAAAGCAUACACAAAAACAAAGAACACAAACACAGGAUGGAUAGAACAGAGCUUAUUCAGAAGGCCAAGCUGGCAGAGCAAGCUGAGCGUUAUGAUGACAUGGCUGCAGCCAUGAAAGAAGUUACCGAGGCCGGCACCGAACUGUCGAACGAGGAGAGGAACCUACUGUCCGUUGCCUAUAAGAAUGUGGUGGGUGCUCGAAGAUCAGCCUGGAGGGUCAUAUCCAGCAUUGAGCAGAAGACCGAUGGAAAUGAUAAGAAGCUUCAGAUGGUAAAAGAGUAUCGGGAGAAAGUGGAGUCUGAACUCAAAGAAAUUUGCCAUGAUGUACUGGAGCUGUUGAGCAAAUAUUUAAUUGAAAAUUCCUCAAACUCUGAAAGCAAGGUCUUUUACCUGAAGAUGAAGGGAGACUACUACAGAUACCUUGCUGAAGUGGCAGCUGGAGAUGACAGGAAAACCACUAUAGACAACUCUGAGCAUGCCUACCAGGAAGCGUUUGAUAUCAGCAAGACUGAGAUGCAGCCAACACACCCCAUCCGCCUAGGCCUGGCCCUCAACUUCUCUGUCUUCUUCUAUGAGAUCCUCAACUCCCCAGAAAAGGCCUGCUCCCUUGCCAAGCAGGCAUUUGAUGAAGCCAUUGCAGAGCUUGAUACACUGAAUGAAGAGUCUUACAAAGACAGCACCCUUAUCAUGCAGCUGUUAAGAGACAACCUUACAUUAUGGACGUCUGACAAUGCAGCGGAUGAGGGAGAGUGUGGUGAAGGUGGAGAAAACUAAAGCGCUUUCGGUGGGGGGAGGGGGGGGGAUGUUGGGGACAUUGGGACGAAAUCUUUUUACACAUCUCCAUUCUUUAUUGCCCUGCCUUUUAAAAUUCUCCUAGUAAAGUAAAAUCAUUAUUCAAAAACUGUUUAUGGAAACAAAGUCCAAUUAUUUAGUCUUUUGUCAGUGCAGCUUUUGAAUGAAAAAGAUGUUAAUUGAUAAGGAAGAAUCUCCACUUUUUGGCUUGUGUUCAUCAUGGCCUUCUGUUAUGUGCUGUCUCUGCUGUAGAAAAGUAUUAUUAGCUUCAUUUUAUACCAAAAUAAUCUUUCUUUAGUUUAAAAAAAAAGAUGAUGAUGAAUGAAAAAUUAAGGAAAUGCAUUUUGUUAGAUAUUUUUCCCAGUUCAUAUCUUUAAUUCUUGUUGCGGGAAUAUUUAAAUAUUAGAUGAGAGUUCUCACCUACUGUAUUCAGCCACCACCAUGUCUGUUGCACCUCAGUGCUGCCAUAAUUUCUGGGUCAUGCCAUUGAAGAGAUGGUCCUCUUGAUUUAAAAUGCUCUUAAUGUGGAAGCAGAAGAACCCAAAAGUAAGUAAUAUUGAGAGUUGGGAUUUAAACCCCUAGGUUUUAGGAGGACAAACGUGUAGUUUGUGGAUGCCAUCAGAUGUGUUUUCCUCAGUGUUUGAUAAAAAUAUUUACUCAGUCAUUUUCAUAAUGCCAUUAAUGUUGCCAUGGUAUCUUGUCAGUUCAUAAUGGGGAGGACUUGAAAGCUAAAAUUUAGAACUUAAAGUAGAAUAUUGAGGAAAUGUAUAACGAUUGUUUGUAGUAAUACUACUACCAUUGACGGAACUCUUUGUCUCAAACUGGUGACACAGUUUCACAGUACUUGGGAAUCAGUGUUCAGCAGGGCAUAAUGUCACAUUUAAAUAGAACUGAAUUUUAUAGUUUAAUCUUGCUUAUUUAGUGUAUGUGAAAAAGUGUGAUCUCUUUAUUGGUAUCUCUACAACUCUUCACUACUGGACAUGCUGUUGCACAGGAUGUUUUUAUUUUUUGCUUUUAUAGCUGUUCAAAUUGAAAGCUAACAUCCCCUGUGUUAGGGAAGACAUGUUUCAUCAAAAACAUGAAUCGGAGAGAAAGAAGAAACUAGUUUGGCACUUAAGAAAUUAAUAUGUGGAAGUUGAAUGAGGUAAUAUCCAUGCAUGUCCUUGUCAAUGAACGCUAGAAUGGGAAUCGGCAUACAUGCCGAGAGCAAGUUCUGGGGGUUUUUUUUUUUUUGGUUUUUUUUGUUUUGUUUUGUUUUGUUUGUUUUUUUUUCCCUUUGCAGAAUUGUGCACAUGUGAGGGUGUGGUUGUCCAGUGAGAUCAGAGUAAAUUUUGGACCACUAUUGUGUUUUGCUAAUCAAUUGUAGUCUCCAAAAGCCUUGUGGAUGUUUUAUUCCCUGUGUAACACUUAUGUAACAUGAAUAAAAAUUACAUUUUAUAAACCAAA